AUUAAAUCCAUAUUCAUGGGAACUUAAUAACCAAAAGCACCUUAGAGUAAAUAGAUCACAUAAUUUCAAAUCGAAGUGGCAUGCUUAAAAGUAAGUAAAUCUUUAUAUUUUUAGGUAAAAGGCUAUGUGGAAUUAAACAGAGACAAAAGAACGAAUUAAGCAUUAAUGAAAGAGAAAGCUUUAAAUGAAAUGUUAAGAAGUCCUUCUAGAAUAAUGGUUGAAGAGUACCAGAAGCUCAAACAGUUGGUCCAAGAUGUUCGGUUUAUAGAAACUUGUAACAUUGUUAUUAGGUAUACUAAUGUGAAAUUAACUUAGAUAUUGUGAUAUUGUUAAAGAUUAAUCAAUUAGAAUCUUUAGAUGCGGAGGAGAUCAUUCAAAAAUAUCAGACGUCAUGCCAUAUAUUGAAAGUAUCCUUUUUGCAGCCGACAAUUUAAACUUAGAGUAAGUAAUGGAAUUUAAAGAUCUUAUGAUAUUCUAUUUCGGUCCUGGCUUUAAUGACACAAGCAAAUUAAUGAAUGUUGAUUAAGAAUUGAGGUAACUUUAUAAAAAUCCUUUACCUGAUGCUAAUGAAGUGAAUGAAUUUGCAUUAAAAUUUGCAGAAAAAUAUGGAUUCAGUGAAGAAUAAUUAAAUGCUUCAGGACAUUAAUUUAGCUCUAAAUUUCUCAAACCUGCUUCAGGAGGAAUAUUAUUAGAUUAGUAAGUAUUUGGUUAAUAAUAAUAAUUUAUUCCACCUCCAAAUUAAGGUUUUGGAGUACCUUUUGGAUCUCAUCCAGAACCUUUUUCAUAACCAGGUACUUAUUAAGGAUAAACUGAUUUUGGAAUGUAAGGAGGUUUUGUAUAACCAUAAGGAGGAUUGGGUAAUUAUCCUUAAGGAGGAUUUAGUAAUUAACCAUAAGGAGGAGGAUUUGGUAAUUAACCUCAAGGAGGAUUUGGUAAUUAACCUUAAGGAGGAUUUGGAUAACCACAAGGAGGAUUUACUAAUCAACCUUAAGGAGGUUUUGGUAAUCAACCCUAAGGAUUUGGAUAGCCAUAAGGGGGUUUUGGUAAUUAAUCUUAAGGAGGUUUUGGAACAUAAGGAGGUUUUGGAACAUAAGGAGGUUUUGGUAAUUAAUCUUAAGGAGGUUUAGGAUCUUAACCUUAAGGUUUCCCAAAUAAUUUUGCUAAUUAACCUCCUCCAUAAACUGGUUUAUAUAAUUAACCUAAUAAUUAAUUAUAUGGUAAUCAACCUCCAGCAGGAUUUGGUUAAACGAAUGGUUCUUCAAAUCCAUAUGCAGGUCUUAAUUCAGGUAUUUUUAAUUUAUUUCAAUAUAAAGGUCCUUAAAUUAUGGCUAGUUAAAAUAUGAAAACUCCUUAGUCAUUCUAAACUCCUUAAUAGCCAUAGAUCUAGCCAGUAAUACUACCAUAAUAGCCUAUUGGUCAAUAAACAAAUAAUAAUAAUAAUAAUACAAAUGUAUAAACUCUUGAUGAGUUGGAAGCAAGAUUUAGAAAACUUGAUAAAGGCUUAUGAUCCAA
Molecule: messenger RNA, 1512 nt
Organism: Paramecium sonneborni
Lineage: Eukaryota; Ciliophora; Oligohymenophorea; Peniculida; Parameciidae
Source: the annotation of a GenBank genome assembly